AGUGGCGUGGUGUUCGCGACCGCAGACAAUAGCAGCCAAUGAUCUCUCUCUUUCUUCUUCCGGCGGAUCCGUACCAUGAAGAUGAUACUGUAUAGCCGGUCCGGUCUCUCAUCGGGUCCAUCCGACGCCAAGCUCCGGCCUAUCCUGCUCUUCCUCUUUGUCCCGACCUGAAAUCGGACUCCCAUUGGUUGGAAAAUCUCGCUGGAUUCCGCGACAUCGGAGCCUUCUCCUGGCCAUGUCGAUUGUCGAAGCGUUGACGGCGGACCUGCUUGCCCGAGUCUACCGGCUGCUCUCUUCCGAGUCCGACCGGAAAGCGUGGCGGUUCGUCUGCAAGGAGUUCCACCGAGUCGACUCCGUUUCUCGGUCCAGCCUCCGGGUACUCCGCAUCGAGUUCCUCCAACGUCUUCUGCGGAACUACGCCUGCAUUGAGUCGCUGGACCUCUCCGUCUGCCCGCGGAUCGAUGACGGGACUGUCUCGAUCCUCCUCAGCGGAGCCUCGGACCUGCUCACUCCUGGCCUAGCGAGGCUUUUCCGGCCGGGUUUCGACUCGGUAAGCUGGACUGGGGGUCUGAGGAAGCUCGUUCUUUGUCGGGCAACGGGUCUGAGGUACUCGGGACUGGAGCAGCUAGUCAGGGCCUGCCCAAUGCUAGAGAGCCUCGACGUCUCCUACUGCCGGGGGUUCGGGGACAGAGAAGCGGCUGCAAUCUCGGGGGCGGCGGGGUUACGGGAACUGAAGAUGGACAAGUGCUUGGGGGUGACUGAUGUCGGGCUAGCGAAGAUAGCGGUUGGGUGCUCAAGACUGGAGAAGCUGAGCUUGAAGUGGUGCAUGGAGAUUGGGGAUUUGGGGGUUGAUCUUCUCUGCAAGAAGUGUUUGGGUCUGAAGUUUCUUGACAUAUCUUACCUUCAGGUCACGAAUGAUUCCCUCCACUCGACUGCUCCAUUGGUCAACCUGGAGGUUUUAGCAAUGGCGGGAUGUCCUUUUAUAGACGACGUGGGGUUGCAAUUUCUUGAACAUGGAUGCCCUUCUCUAAGAGUGGUUGAUGUAUCUAGGUGUGACAGCAUCAGUUCAUCUGGCUUAAUCUCUGUAAUCAGAGGGCAUGACUGUCUUGAACAGCUAAAUGCGAGCUUUUCUCUCGUGGAGUUCACACCGAGUCUUUUAGGCUGUUUGAAGGACUUGAAGAAUCUGAACACUAUCCGAGUGGAUGGGGCUCGAGUUUCAGAGUCUAGCCUCCAGUCUUUCUGCACAAAUUGCAAGAAUCUGUCUGAGAUAGGAUUGAGCAAGUGUGUAGGGCUGACAAAUAUUGGGAUAAUGCAGCUAGUAUGUGGAUGUUCCAACUUGCGGUUCCUUGAUCUUACCUGCUGUCAUUCCAUAACAGAUGUGGCGGUUUAUGCUGUAUUGGAGUCUUGUCGGAAGCUGACAUGUUUGAAGCUAGAGUCCUGCAUUAUGAUCACAGAGAAGGGUCUUUAUUACCUUGGAUCAUUUUGCACGCUGCUUCAAGAAAUCGAUCUUACUGAUUGUUCCGGCAUAAAUGACACCGGACUUGAAUAUUUGUCACGAUGUUCAAAACUCAGAUCCUUGAAGCUAGGAUUAUGCACAAAUAUUUCGGACAAAGGACUGUGCCACAUUGCUGACAACUGCAAAGAUAUUCACGAACUCGAUCUAUACAAAUGUGAUGGUAUUGGGGAUGAGGGAUUGGCUGCACUUUCUGGCAGUUGCAAGAGGUUGAAGAUACUCAACUUGUCAUACUGUACUAAAAUUACGGAUAAAGGGGUGGAGCAUAUGGGCCAAUUAGAAGAACUAUCUGACCUAGAGAUGCGUGGGUUAGUGCAAGUUACAAGUGUUGGGUUAACAGCACUUGCCGCUGGUUGUUGGAGACUGGCAGACCUCGACGUAAAGCACUGCGAGAAUGUCGACGAUUCGGGAUUCUGGGCACUUGCCUACUACUCACGAAACUUGCGACAGAUAAACAUAAGCCACUGCAAUGUGUCUGACAUGGGGCUAUGCAUGGUGAUGGGAAACUUGACCCGCCUUCAGGAUGCAAAGUUGGUGCAUCUCAACAAAGUCACUGCUCAAGGCUUUGAGCUCGCGCUUAGGGCCUGCUGUGUGCGGAUCAAGAAGGUUAAGCUGCUCAGUUCAUUCCGGUUCAGGCUCUCCCGAGAAAUAAUCGAGACUCUGCACGCGAGGGGUUGCAGGAUUAGGUGGGAUUAGGGGGCAAAAAAUGUUACCAAUAGCCGAAAUCCCGAGGUUGUUGUCGGUGUGAUGAAUUAUGAGGUUUGAUAUCGUGUUGUUAGAUCUUUUUGAGUCUUCUAACACUCUUAAUUGGUGGAUUCUGUAUAUACGUGACCUGCGAAGCUGCUCAACAAUGGAACACGAGAUAUCGAAGUUUUGAUGGUCCCA
Molecule: messenger RNA, 2398 nt
Organism: Punica granatum (pomegranate)
Lineage: Eukaryota; Viridiplantae; Streptophyta; Magnoliopsida; Myrtales; Lythraceae
Source: RefSeq, a predicted model, not a curated record